This is a messenger RNA of Penicillium arizonense, 765 nucleotides long. RefSeq names its product putative RNA annealing protein Yra1. The record is from RefSeq and is a predicted model, not a curated record. NCBI's taxonomy places the organism in Eukaryota, Fungi, Ascomycota, Eurotiomycetes, Eurotiales, Aspergillaceae. Gene Ontology annotation, cellular component: nucleus. Gene Ontology annotation, molecular function: mRNA binding. Gene Ontology annotation, biological process: mRNA export from nucleus. The transcript is spliced from 5 exons. Bases 1 to 765 code for a protein of 254 amino acids.
AUGUCUGCCAACCUCGACAAGUCUCUUGACGAUCUCGUCAGCGGCCGUCGCCAGAACGUUCGCAACACUCGCCGCCGCGCUGGUGGCCGCCGCGCCGCUACCAAACCCGCUGUCGGAGGCGUGAAGAAAUCUACCAAGGCUGCCCCCAAGCCCGCUCAUCCCACUCCUAUUGUUCAAGCUUCCAGCAAGAUCCUCGUUAGUGGAUUGCCUGCCGAUGUUUCCGAGGCCAAUAUCAAGGAAUACUUCACCAAAUCCGCUGGCAGCGUCAAGCGGGUCAUGCUCACUUACAACCAGAACGGCAGCAGCCGUGGUAUCGCCACCAUCAUCUUUGGCAAGGCAGACACCGCUGCCAAGGCCGCCAAGGAUCUUAAUGGCCUCCUCGUUGAUGGUCGUCCCAUGAAGAUCGAGGUCGUUUACGAUGCCUCUCACGCUCCUACCGCUCCUGCUGCUAAGCCUCUGACGGAGCGCGUUGCUCAGAAGGCCCGCCCGAAGUCCGCCGCUGCCACAAAGGCCAAGAGCAACCAGACCAACACCCAGGCUAAUGAGGCUAACAAUGACAAUGCCAAGGGCCGUGGCAAGGGCGCCGCCCGCCGUCGUGGUCGCAACCCCGGCCGUGGAAAGCCCAAGACCGUUGAGGAGCUCGACGCUGAUAUGAUGGAUUACUUCGCUACCGAUGCUCCUCCCGCCGAGAACGCUGCCCCCGUGAACGGUGCUCCCCCCCAGGCCAACGGUGGAGAUCUGGCGAUGAACGACGAGAUCUCGUAA